UCGCUCACAUCCUGUGCUAAGUUUAGGUUCAAGGAAAGUCAAAAACGUCUCAUAAGCGUUACUACAGGAUUUAGUUACGAUUUCGGAGCAAACAUCCCAGCCGUGCGCGCAUUGCCGACUAACAACCUCGAUAAUUCAUUACAUCGCAAAAAGACGGGCCGUACUCUAACUUCUUAGGCCAGCAACGCCAUGUCUUGGACAACGUCAUUGAUAUCCUGAAAACAGACGUGAAGCGAACAAGAAGACCUGCGCAAGAGCCUUAUUUACACCCCCGACUGCUGCGGAGUAAUAGAGAAAACACUAUUCUCACCACAAUCAAAUAUGUUUGGUAGAUCCAUUCUGAGUUUUGGCGCGUUGCUCGCCGCCGUCGUUGCGCAGACUGCACCUGGAUUCCCAAUCAAAGCGUCGGAAGAACUAAGCGUUAACUAUGGCACGAACACGAUAUCUCCGCCGGGCGAGCGCGUUCCUCGUAACGACACCGCCCUGCCUCCCAGUAACAUCACCAUCCCAACAUGGCCAACCAGGGCGAACAGGACCCAGCUCGCGGUCCUCCUCCUAGUUGACCUGGACGUCCCCCGCAACAACACACGCGUCCAACUCCUCCACUGGCUCGCAACAAACAUCUCCAUCCCCGCCGCGCUGGCCCCUCCAGGCCGCCAACUGCAACUCAGCCUCGCCUCCAACGACACAAACCCAGACGCAGUGCCGUACCUCCAGCCCUCGCCGCCGCCCGGCGACGUGCCGCACAGCUACACGUUCGUCCUGUUCGCGCAGCCAGCUGAUUUCGCUCUUCCGGUGCAGUACGCGAAUCUCACGGGGAACCGCGUGGGGUUCAACACCAGCCAGUUUGUAACGGAUACGCGGCUCGGCUCGGCGGUGGCGGCGAAUUGGUUUACCGUGCAGAAUCUCACGGGGACGCCUACGAUGACUUUCCCCCCUGCGAGGGCGACGGAGACCAAGGUCGGGCCGGGGAAUGAGGAGCCUUCUGGUGUGCCGAGUCCUGGUGCGGGUGUGGCUUUGAGGGGUGGAGGGACGGCGGCGGUGUGGGCUGGGGUUGUGACUGCGUUGUUUGCUGGGGUGGCGGCUUUUGGGUUGUAGAAGCGUUGGUAUAGCAAGUGUAAAACUAACGACGGCGAUGGGCUGAGUAAUUCAACCUUCUGUGCUCUCAAGCAAAGUGUAAAGCGACUUCCUAUAUUGUUCUGAAAAACAAAGUCUUUCGAGAUGUUUAUUAUCGAGGUACACAAUCACUUUAGUGCAUACUUGAUAUGCAUAGACGAAGAAA
Cucurbitaria berberidis CBS 394.84 is the source of this 1282-nucleotide messenger RNA. RefSeq names its product PEBP-like protein. Gene Ontology annotation, molecular function: phospholipid binding; peptidase inhibitor activity. Lineage: Eukaryota; Fungi; Ascomycota; Dothideomycetes; Pleosporales; Cucurbitariaceae. The transcript has 4 exons. Gene Ontology annotation, biological process: regulation of proteolysis; regulation of Ras protein signal transduction. The record is from RefSeq and is a predicted model, not a curated record. The coding region runs from base 322 to 1098 and encodes 258 amino acids.